AUGGCAGAUGCUGAGAGCAACCACAAGCGUGACUCGAGCUCCGACAGCUCGAGCACCAAGCUGGAUGAUACCCAUGCCCAGGACUUCGCCCAAACGGGCUUCCAGCCCAUCGCCAUCAGUCACACCAGGACCACAUCACACCCCACCGGAGAGGAUCUUGUCAACCUUCCUUCCCGUACCUUGAGCCAUGAUGCCAACCUGGAAGAAUACACCCAGGAGACCAAUUCAGGACACAUUCUCAAGACCGUCAAGUCCAACAAGACGGGAAACUUCGAGCGCUAUGAGCUGGUUACGUGGAAGAUCAACGACCCCGAGAACCCCAAGAACUGGAGCAAGGCGUACAAGUGGUGGUGCACCAUGUGUGUCGCAUUUACCUGUUUCGUCGUUGCAUUGAACAGUUCGGUCAUUACCGCCGAUAUUGAGGGUCCGGCAAAGGAGUUCGGUGCCUCGAGAGAAGUAUCCCUCCUAGCUAUCACCCUUUUCGUUGUCGGCUUCGGUAUCGGCCCCAUGGCUUUCGCUCCCCUUAGUGAGGUCGUCGGCAGGAGGCCAAUCUACGCCUCUACCUUGCUCGUUGCCUUCCUAUUCGUUCUGCCCGGUGCUCUUUCGAAGAACAUGGCAACUCUCCUUGUUGGCCGAGCCAUCGACGGAAUCGCCUUCAGCGCCCCCAUGACCUUGGUCGGUGGUACACUUGCGGAUCUGUGGAAGAAUGAAGAGAGAGGUGUUCCGAUGGCAGCCUUCAGUGCCGCACCAUUCGUUGGCCCCGCAAUCGGCCCCUUGAUUGGCGGUUUCCUUUCUGACAACCUCGGCUGGAGAUGGCUAUACUGGAUUCAGUUGAUCCUCUCCGGCGUAGCUUGGAUCCUCAUUACGUUCACUGUGCCCGAAACCUACACGCCCAGCCUGCUUUCCAAGCGUGCGAAGAAAAUGAGGAAGGAGACUGGCGAUGACAAAUACGUCACUGAAGAGGAUCUGGACAAGCGCUCGUUCACUGAACGCAUGUCCAUCUUCUUGCUCCGCCCAUUCCAACUAUUGUUCCUCGAGCCCAUUGUGUUCUUCAUCUCUCUCUACAUGAGUGUCUUGUACGGAUUACUGUACAUGUUCUUCGUUGCAUACCCAAUCGUCUUCCAAUCGGGCAAGGGCUACAGUGCGUCGACCACCGGUCUUAUGUUCAUUCCUCUUGCUAUUGGUGUCAUUGCUAGCGCUGUGUGCUCUCCGCUCGUCAACAAGCACUACCUCUAUCUCUCCGCCAAGCACGACGGCAAGCCCCCGGCCGAGGCCCGCUUGUGGCCGAUGAUGAUGUCUUGUUGGCUCAUUCCAAUUGGACUGUUCAUCUUCGCCUGGACCUCGUAUCCCCGCAUCAGCUGGUGGGGCCCGGCAAUGGGCGGCUUCCCCGUCGGCUUCGGUUUCAUUUUCUUGUACAACGCCGCCAACAACUACCUCGUCGACUCGUACCAGCACCAAGCCGCCUCUGCGCUGGCUUCCAAGACUUUCAUCCGGUCAUUCUGGGGCGCGGCUGUCGUUCUGUUCACGGAACAGAUGUACGACCGCCUAGGAUACCAGUGGGCGUCGACGCUUCUGGCGUUCAUCGGUCUCGCUUGCUGCGCUAUCCCCUUUGUUUUCUUCUUCAAGGGCGCCGCCAUCCGCCGCCAUUCGAAGUUCGCGUACAGCGGAGACGACGCGGAAAACCAGAACGAGAAGGGUGCGGCCGUCGACAUUGCUCAUUAA
Messenger RNA from Diplodia corticola, 1722 nucleotides. Its product is annotated as mfs multidrug transporter. Bases 1 to 1722 code for a protein of 573 amino acids. NCBI's taxonomy places the organism in Eukaryota, Fungi, Ascomycota, Dothideomycetes, Botryosphaeriales, Botryosphaeriaceae. Gene Ontology annotation, molecular function: transmembrane transporter activity. The record is from RefSeq and is a predicted model, not a curated record. The transcript has 4 exons. Gene Ontology annotation, biological process: transmembrane transport.